Molecule: messenger RNA, 932 nt
Organism: Bombus pyrosoma
Lineage: Eukaryota; Metazoa; Arthropoda; Insecta; Hymenoptera; Apidae
Product: protein D2-like
Exons: 3
Coding region: 128-754 (208 amino acids)
Source: RefSeq, a predicted model, not a curated record
AAGAAUCGACUACAGUGUGCCGGUUUUUAAGGUUGUUACAAAGUCAGUUGUAUUCGUAGCUUCCAUAAUAUUCUUUCUUUAAAGUUUAAAGUAUUUUAUUUAUGAGUUAAAGUCCGUGUUGGGUGUCAUGCUGCUUUUAAUUAACGCAAGUUCAUUCAUUGCAAGAAAACCUCUCGUUGAAAUUGGAACUCGUCUUUUAUCUUCCAUGGCUCAAGCGUUGCAAACUCAUGGUGUCGUACCCGACGUUAUUGACAAGGUCCCACAAAAUGUACUACAGGUCACUUAUCCAAAUAACCUUGCCGUUGAAAUUGGCAAAGUGUUGACUCCGACACAGGUGAAAGAUCCACCUUCUGUUAAGUGGGACGGCGAUGCAAGUGCUUUCUAUACCCUUUGUAUGACUGAUCCAGAUGCACCAAGCCGCAAAGAACCGAAAUUUCGCGAGUGGCAUCACUGGUUGGUAGGAAACAUUCCUGGUUCUGAUGUUUCCAAAGGUGAAGUACUCUCUCAGUACAUUGGUUCAGGUCCACCAGAAGGCACUGGACUUCAUCGCUAUGUGUUCCUUUUGUAUAAACAGCCUCAAAAGAUUACAUUCAAUGAACCUCGUCUGACUAAUCGCAGUGGAGAUAAUCGAGCAAAUUUUUCUAUUAAAAAAUUUGCUGCAAAAUACAAACUGGGAGACCCUAUUGCUGGAAACAUGUAUCAGGCAGAAUUUGACGAUUAUGUUCCACUUUUAUAUAAACAAUUAGGAGGUUAAGUACACAUAGCACGGAUAGAAUAUGAGGGAUAUGAAGCCUGGUAUAUAGACAUUGGAGACGGGUUAUAUUUUGUAUGAAAUUUGAUAUUAAACACUCAUUCAUGUAGUACAAGCACAUUUACAUUGUGUAAUGUAACAUCUGUACACAAUGAACAAAAAUAAAUGAAGUUAUAACGUA